Coniosporium apollinis CBS 100218 is the source of this 837-nucleotide messenger RNA. RefSeq lists its product as uncharacterized. Gene Ontology annotation, molecular function: ribosomal large subunit binding. Gene Ontology annotation, biological process: translation. Lineage: Eukaryota; Fungi; Ascomycota; Dothideomycetes. The transcript is spliced from 3 exons. Gene Ontology annotation, cellular component: mitochondrion. Bases 1 to 837 code for a protein of 278 amino acids. The record is from RefSeq and is a predicted model, not a curated record.
AUGUCCGCUAGAGUCCUAUCACGAAGCUCGAGAGCUGUACUGCCGCUCCCUCCCCGACCAAUUGGCAAGCUGGUCUGCCAAAGAAGUACACCUAUACCCGCAUCAUACCACACUCCCACACCAAUUCAUGUAUACCCAUCGUCACCACACCGAACCUUCACAACCAGCCCGUCCUGUUUCAAGAAAACCGGCAAGGUCAACCGCUCACAUGCCUCCACCGACUCCUCCCCCCCAGUCGAGGGCGCCGCAGCCCCGACGUCCACAGACGAGGCCUUCGACUUCUCGACUCUCGAAGCAAACAUCCUGAGAGCAAUCGAAAAACUCACACACGACCUCUCCCAGCUGCGCGCCGGGGGGCGCUUCAACCCCGAGAAGCUGGAGUCGCUGCGCGUGACGCUCGUGAAAGGGAGCAAAGAGACUGUGCGGCUAUCCGACAUCGCGCAGGUGGUGCCGAGGGGGAGGACCAUCAGCAUCAUUGCCGGCGAAGCAGAACACCUCAAGCCCCUCACCUCCGCCAUCGCCUCCAGUCCCCACAACCUAACCCCGCAGCCCUCCCCCGACAGCCCCACCACCCUGCUAGUGACCGUCCCCCCACCGACCGGCGAAUCCCGCCAACAAGCCCUCGACGCCGCACACAAGGCGGCCGAAACCGCGAACCUAGCCGUCAAGAACGCGCGCGCCGCGCACCAGAAGAAGCUCCGGAGCCUGGAGAAGGGACGGAAGGUCCGGCCGGACGACCUGCAGAAGGCGCAGAAGGAGAUGGAGGCUGUUGUUAAGAGGGGCGGGGAGGAGGUUAAGAGGAUUACGGAGGGGGCGAGACGGGUGCUUGAGGGGUAG